GAAGGUAUGUGAGGCACCGUCUCCAGCGACGUCACACAGGAGAGCCUCAGAACACGGCGCCCUCAGGCGCGAUCCAACGCCGGGUCGUAGCGCCGAUUGAUGCUGGUCCAGCCCUGCCCCGUCUUCACUAUGCGGAUAUCCUCGUCCAGAUACAGCACCUCGAAGCGGCCGAAGGGCAGACUCAGCGGACCUUCCUGCUUCAGGCUGAGGAAGCCAGGCACAUCGAGGCCGAGCACCCUCUCGAGGAAAAAGCCCAGGCCCCUGAUGUCCAGCUCUACCGAGGUGGGCGAGCUCGCCCGGUAGGCCGUGAAGACCCGCUGCACCAGCCUGUCGCCCGAGGCGCGGUCCCCCAGCGGCAGGCUCCUCGCCAGCCCCGAGGGCACGUACUCGAUGACGUUGGCGAUCGUGCCCGACGCGGCGUCGAUCUCCUGCCCGAUGCGGCCCAGCUCGGACAGCGGGCCGGCGGGGAUCCCGAUGAUGUCCGGCGCAUCCGUGUAAUGAGGGUCCAGUUGCCGCCCAGCCGCGAGGUCGGGUCGCUGAUGGGGCUCAGCGCCGAGAGCGCCGAGACCAGGCCCCCCACGACGGACCUGGAGAACCCAGGCGAUCUACUGACACCGCUAUUCCCGGGGCGCCCUCGGACCAGCACCUGAGGGCCUCUCAGGAGGUCCAAACGAGCGAAAACGAUCGGGUCACCGUCGCUGAUGGGGCUCAGCGCGGAGAGCGCCGAGGCAAGACCCCCCACGACGAACCUGGAGAACCCCAACGAUCUACUGCCACCGCCACUCCCGGGGCGUCCUCAGGGACCUCCGCACGACCACGUCCGAGGGCGCAGGGGAGGAGGCGGAGGAGGAGGAAGAAGAGGAGGAGGAGGAGGAGGAGGAGAAGGAGAAAGAGGAGGAGGAGCAGGAGGAAGAGGAGGAGGAGGAGGAGAGCCCCAGGAGUAGCGGUGUCGACAUCUCAGGGCCUCCCAGGAGGCCCGAAGCGAGGCGAGAAAACGAGGCGGAAGGCAACGGCAUCGGCACACCUUCUCUUCACCAAAAGGUACCGAUACCGCUGCUCCCAGGACCCCGCCCGGGGUUCGGUUUCUGACCAGGAUCACGAGGCAGCGAGGCAGCGAGCGCGAGGCAGGCGUGGAAAUACCUCCUCGCCUGGCCUCGCCCGCCCCCUCUCCUCUUGUCCCUUUCGCCCGCUCUGGGUCGUGGGUGGCUGGUGGCAGAGAUUGGGGAAACCAAAAAGGUAAUUGAAAAUAGGGCUGCUCCCGGGACGCGUCUUGGCCAGGGUCUUGAGGCGAAUCCAGCGGUGACGACGAGGGCCUCCCAGGAGGCCCCCAAAGCGGGACAACGGGCAAAGGGGUAGAGGUAGGGGUACUUGUUUCGCACGAGCACGUCCGAUUGG
Molecule: messenger RNA, 1395 nt
Organism: Prorocentrum cordatum
Lineage: Eukaryota; Dinophyceae; Prorocentrales; Prorocentraceae
Source: the annotation of a GenBank genome assembly